Vespa crabro (European hornet) is the source of this 1400-nucleotide messenger RNA. RefSeq names its product phytanoyl-CoA dioxygenase, peroxisomal-like. The coding region runs from base 342 to 1232 and encodes 296 amino acids. The record is from RefSeq and is a predicted model, not a curated record. Lineage: Eukaryota; Metazoa; Arthropoda; Insecta; Hymenoptera; Vespidae. The transcript is spliced from 7 exons. Gene Ontology annotation, biological process: fatty acid alpha-oxidation. Gene Ontology annotation, molecular function: phytanoyl-CoA dioxygenase activity.
UUGGAGAUCGAGUGGUUCGUUUAGUUUUUUUUUUUUUUUUCUCUUUUUUCUCUUUUUCACACCAUAUUCAGGUUGCCGACAAAACGCCAUAUCGCGUUACAUUUCCAACGUUCUUUCUUUCGUUUCUUGUUUUUCUUCGCCUUAUCUUUAUUAGCAGAAAGACCAGCGCCACGGUACGUUGGUACGACUAUAAAAGACUUUAGACUUUAGAUCAUCGAAAGAAUAAUGUUCAGUUCCUCAACGGAUUAGCUAUCGCGUUGACUGUCGCCUCGUGCAUCUCACGAUCAGAAUUUGACGCGGUCCCGAUAUACCGUCCGGAUAACGAAAGAGAAUUGCAAAGAAUGGCAGAUACACCGACCGUAUUCCGUUUUACUAACAACAACGAUCACUUGAAUUUCAAUCAGCGCUUAUUCUACGAGAAAAAUGGAUUUUUAAUCAUUCCCGAUCUUAUACCGCAACGUAUAUUGGACAGGUGUUCGAAGAGAUACGACGACAUCAUUUCCCGAAAUAUCGAUCCAGGACUCAUCACGAUUAUGCAGGACGUAGUCGAUAGGAAAUUGGUCAAUAAGAUACAAAACAUUAAUCACGAUCAAGUAUUUGAAGAAUAUUUCGAAUAUGACAAGUUGUUGGAUAUCGUCGAGUGUUUCACGGGCCCUAAUAUAAUGGCCAUGCAUAGCAUGUUAAUAGCGAAACCGCCGGACGCAGGAUACGGUUCGAGCUCACAUCCACCGCAUCAGGACCUUUAUUAUUUCCCUUUUCGGCCGGCCGACAAGGUCGUAGCAACUUGGACCGCAAUAGAGCCGUGUAAUCGUUCGAACGGUUGCCUUUACGUUAUUCCCGGAACUCAUGCACUCGAUAAACUCUACGAGCACGAUUAUCUUCCUGGCUCGAAACCGAAUACAGUAAACAAGUUUUAUUACGGUAUUUUGGAUUUACCACCGAUGGACGAGAGAUCCUAUAUCGCAAUGAAACCCGGCGAUACAAUCUUCUUCCAUCCUUUGCUGAUACACGGAUCCGGCAUUAAUCUAUCCAACGGAUCGAGAAAGGCCAUUUCUUGCCAUUACGCCUCCUCCGACUGUUAUUACAUCCAGGCUAAAACUCCAUUGGAAAAGCAAAAACAAAAUGACAUGCUGACGAUUUUCAAAAAACGAUUCCCUAAUUCGAAUAUAACGUAUGAGGAUAUUUGGAAACUCAAAUCCAAGCUCGUGCGCGGCGCUCGAUCCUCGUUGUAGACUUCUCUCUCGUUCACAUUUGCGCGUUUUCAAAGAUGACAACAGGAAAGGAAAUUUGUCCUGUCGAGGGUAAUUGAUUGCACGACAGAAGAAGAUGUAACGACAACACCGUCGUUGUCGCGAUUAUUAUUCAGUGACUUGAUAUCACGACGAUGUCGUUGAUGAUUA